Ooceraea biroi (clonal raider ant) is the source of this 1032-nucleotide messenger RNA. RefSeq lists its product as uncharacterized. The record is from RefSeq and is a predicted model, not a curated record. Lineage: Eukaryota; Metazoa; Arthropoda; Insecta; Hymenoptera; Formicidae.
AGUGACACAAAAUGAUCCAUCUCCACCUCUGAAGUUUCCAGACCUGUAUAUAAGACCGUGGUCCCACUGUAUAUCAUUAUACUGUGCUUUAGGCGUAUUUCUCAUUCUGGUUUCCCCUCUCUAUUUUAUCUCAGCUGACUACGGCAUGUGUCGUACUUGUCAGUAAAUCUGGACGGACCUUUUUCGAGUGUCAACGGAUUCAUUAACCGUUUUCGUGAAACGUACGUGGAUAUCGUCCAACUGAUGCAUAAUGACGCGAAGCGAAACCGUCAUUGCCAAGAUGAAACACGUGGAGGAUAGCUUAAAGGACACUCUGUACAGGGUUGAGGUGAUAGAGAAAAAGCUCAGGACCAAAUUGCUCACGACGGAGAACCGCGAGAGGUUGGAGAACGAGUUGGAGGAGGUGAAAGAGGUUCUUAGGAGGAACGAAGAGAAGUUGCAGAGCUUGAGGAAGGAGAAUUCGAAAUCGUUUAUGGUGGCGGCGUGUCUGGUCUUCCUGUGCUUCCUUGUCUACGGAGUCUACGUGAUGAUCACGGAAAAUCACAUUUAAUGCCCGUGUGUGCUUAGCAGAUCCGAAUGUCGGAUUAAAAUUGUUCCGUUGUAUUAGAUAUAACAGCAUGACUCUGAAUGUCCGUUGAUUCAGGAUGUAGCUUGAUAACGACCAGCUGAUUGUACUAGAUCCUUGUAAAUAUGUAUUUAUUUAUAGAAAUUAUUGUGUAUACAAGAUUUGAAAGAUUUAUAGCGUCUUAAUUUUUGUAUAUUUUUUAAUAGGGCUACAGAUUAAUCUGUAGAAUUAAGCGGUGUAGCUCCUGUAUCACAAUGCAUCAAUAACCAUCAGCAAGAGACGAGAAUUAAGUAAUAACGUGUACGUCGGUAUACACGUUUUCAUGUAAAUGAUUUCAUUGUAAUCAACAUUGUAAGAUACAUAUCAGAUUUAUAUAACGUAUAUACAACUUAUUUUCGAGAUCUUCCGUUUAUACAAUGUCUGUAUCAUGUGUAUAUAUUGCCAAUAUAUAUUGGGUUGGCCAAAAA